This is a messenger RNA of Oryzias latipes (Japanese medaka), 2473 nucleotides long. RefSeq names its product acyl-CoA dehydrogenase short chain (gene acads). Gene Ontology annotation, biological process: butyrate catabolic process; fatty acid beta-oxidation using acyl-CoA dehydrogenase. The record is from RefSeq and is a predicted model, not a curated record. Gene Ontology annotation, cellular component: mitochondrion. NCBI's taxonomy places the organism in Eukaryota, Metazoa, Chordata, Actinopteri, Beloniformes, Adrianichthyidae. Gene Ontology annotation, molecular function: short-chain fatty acyl-CoA dehydrogenase activity; flavin adenine dinucleotide binding.
CAUUUCAUAACCCUUCACAAACCACAGAUUAUUGAACUCUCACGAGUUAAAAGUGUGUCUAUUACGAAACAAACUCCGAAAAAAAAUAGAAAAAUAAAAUAAAAAUGUCAUGAAUGUUCUUUAACUGAACUCUAGCAUUUGCUUACAUCGACCACCGCGGGGAUACCUGGGAAAACUGGCGUUGAGUUUUCACAACUGCAUGACAUCUGACAGUCCCUGAACGCAGCAGCGUGUUUCAGUCUUUGGCGCAGAGGAAGGAAACAUGUCGGCGCUUUUCAGAGCUAGAAGAGCUGUGGUUCUGUGUCUGGCCGGCUCUCGGACUCUGUCCCAGCUGGCGGAGCUGCCAGAGACGCAUCAGCUGCUGAGGCAGACCUGCCGGGACUUCGCCAACAGAGAGUUGAUCCCCGUCGCCUCCAAGCUGGACCGAGAGCACGCCUACCCGGCCCAGCAGAUCAGAGAGCUGGGGGCGAUGGGUGUGAUGGCCAUGGAGGUGCCGGAGGAGCUGGGCGGGGCCGGAAUGGACUACCUGGCGUACAGCGUGGCGAUGGAGGAGAUCAGCAGAGGCUGUGCCAGCACGGGGGUGGUGGUGUCCGUGAACAACUCUCUGUACAUCGGACCCGUCCUAAAGUUUGGCACCGAGGAGCAGAAGAAAAAGUGGAUCACACCGUUCACCACCGGAGAGAAGGUGGGCUGCUUCGCCCUCAGCGAGCCAGGUAACGGCAGCGACGCCGGCGCAGCCUCCACCACGGCGCGUCAGGAGGGGGACGAGUGGGUGCUGAACGGGACCAAAGCCUGGAUCACCAACAGCUGGGACGCCUCCGCCACCGUGGUGUUCGCCACCACGGACAAGAAGCUGAAGCACAAGGGCAUCAGCGCCUUCCUCGUCCCCAUGCCGCACCCCGGACUGUCUCUGGGGAAGAAGGAGGACAAGCUGGGAAUCCGGGCCUCGUCCACCGCCAACAUCAUCCUGGAGGAGUGCCGGGUCCCGCUGGACAGCAUGCUGGGCCCCCGCGGAGCCGGGUUCAAGAUCGCCAUGCAAACCUUGGACAGCGGCCGGAUCGGCAUCGCGGCUCAGGCUCUCGGCAUCGCUCAGGCCUCCCUGGACUGCGCCGCCGACUACGCCCACAAACGCACGGCCUUCGGGGCGCCCAUCGGAAAGCUGCAGGCCGUUCAGUUUAAGCUGGCCGACAUGGGCGUGGCCCUGGAGAGCGCCCGCCUGCUCACCUGGAAGGCGGCUCUUCUUCGGGACUCCAAGAGGCCCUUCACCAAGGAAGCCGCCAUGGCCAAACUGGCAGCGUCAGAGGCCGCCACCUUCUGCUCACACCAGGCCAUCCAGAUCCUGGGGGGGAUGGGUUACGUCACCGACAUGCCGGCUGAGCGCCACUACCGCGACGCGCGCAUCACCGAGAUCUACGAGGGCACCAGCGAGAUCCAGAGGCUCGUCAUCGCCGGGCAGAUCCUGAAGGAGUACCAGCCGUAGACGCCGCCUGAGGCGCCGCCGGGACUUUGGGGGUGGGGGGUGGGGUAUGUUUAUGAAGAAAAGGUUUGUUUGAUACAAAGUGACUCGGGUUGGCGUCUGGAGGGACAGAUCCCAACAGAACUCUGACUAAAGACCCCCCCACAGCAAAAAUGGCUUAGUGGGUCAGUUCAUCUCAAAUCUAUAUUUUUAUAUCAAACGUUUGUUUUUCAUCUGAACGUCAACUUUUAAAACAACUUCAAAAUUAAAAACAAUUAAUUGCAAAAGUGAAGCAAAUAGGCUUUUAUUCUGAAAAUCACAAAAAACAAGAAACUAAGAUUAAUCUGCACAAUAUUUAAAAAUUUGACACAUUUUCCAUUUAAAAUUCACAUUCUUUGUUUGUUUUCUGACAAACUUCAUGUGUUUGUUUAAAGUUAAAUUUAGAAAAAUCCAAAACAAUAUAUAAAAUUAUAUUAAAUUGUUAAUUGAAUUUUUCCUUUCUCUUCGUUUCAUCAACAUCAUUAGUUUUUUUAAACAUUUUUUUUCCGGUUGUUUAGCGUGGAGCGCCUCCCUGAGACGCCAUGGCGUCCUGACGCUGGCAGACGGAGUCUUUUUACAGUAUCUCCGAAAGUUUAUCCACGUUUUGCUAACAAAAUAAAGGCACAGAAGAAAAGCUGCUCAGUAAUGUGGGAGGAGUUACAUGUCGUCAUAGGAGGGAUCAAACCUGUGAUGGCCCGUUCUCGGAGCAGACACUCCAGCACAGAGCCGGACUGAGGCGUUCAGGAAUCUGUUGAACUGACCCUUUAAGCCCCAAACUCCCCUGUUGUGUUUCUGCCUUCAUGCUGUUCAGCCACCAGGGGGCGGCAGAGUGCCUUCAUGGGCUUUGACCCACUUUGGCCGGGAGCUGGCUCGGUUCGGUUCAUCUGUUAAUUAUGUGAAUAAAGGACUGAGGGAGUCUUGUACAGAUUUGAAUGUAAAUUAUUGUGAGCUGCUGAAAAUAAACACAAUUUAAAGAUG